This is a messenger RNA of Fusarium musae, 1365 nucleotides long. RefSeq lists its product as uncharacterized. The transcript is spliced from 3 exons. The coding region runs from base 1 to 1365 and encodes 454 amino acids. The record is from RefSeq and is a predicted model, not a curated record. NCBI's taxonomy places the organism in Eukaryota, Fungi, Ascomycota, Sordariomycetes, Hypocreales, Nectriaceae.
AUGAAUGCGAACCACGACGAGGCACCAGCCUCAUACGAUGACAUUGGGGUCGGUGACGCACACCCAGAGGUGCAAAAAUGCGUCAAUCGGAUCUUCAAGGCAUCUGGGAAGUAUCCCUGGGACUGGCUACCGAGAGAUUACGUUCCCAAAGUCGCCGCUUGGGGGACCAACGCCGCGUUGAACCUCGCCCUUGCCGUUGAAGCUGUCCACGCCCCAGGAUCAACGGCUACCAUGGACCAAUUGCGUGAGUUCCUGGUAGGAAAGGCCAGGGAGCGCCAGAAAGUGAGCAAGAAUGGCAAGCCAGUCAAGCCCACCAUGAACUCGGAUUGCGCAAAGGCUAGAAAGUGGAUUGAAGACAACAUGGUCAACUCCCAAAGCACAUCGAAACAGAACAAGCACAAGCGGUCGGGCCAUGACGGUGCCUUUAGGAACGCGAGACUGAAAACAUGGCGCCGGCUCACCAUCGCUCAGAAGCAGCAACCCCAGGACAAUCUUGGCGAUGAUGAUGACAAUGACGACGACGACGACGACAACGAUUCAUCCCCAGGGAUUGACUUCAGUAGGGAAAUGAGUGUUCUCAGCGAUAUCAGCAAUGUGAGCAGUGCAAUCGGUCCAUCCGAUCGGACUUGGACUCACAAGCGGGACAUGCCUCCUCCACCCUGUCCAGUCCCUAGCAAACGCUCGCGUCAGGUCGAGCAAUUCGUAUCGACCAACAUCGAUGACUCCAAGGAAGCAUCCAGUCUAGUCGACGCAGAGGAAGAAGCUUAUCUCAGUCAAGCUGAAGCGACGAUGUUCUAUGCUAUUAAUCGCAACCUUCGGACAGUUGGCGAAAGGAUUGAUGCUGCUGAGUUCCGGCGCAACGUAUACAACCAGGAGAUACACAAUGCCCGAAGAAAAUUAGCUUCAAUCGAGAUGCAAGCCAGCCACUGCGUCGCGAAAGCCACGAGAGAACGAGACGAAAAACAAAAGAGAGUGAGGCAAUUGAGGGAGGAAAAGAAGACCCUUGACGCGGUGAUGGAGAACCAAGGUGGAAAGUGUUCAGACGCUCUGCAAAAGAUGUACGACGGCUUUAUCUUGGAAUAUGAAGACGAGCAGAAGGAGCUCAAGAAAGCCCAAAACACUUUGGAAGCAAUAGAAGAGGAAAAUCAGAAGGACAAGCAGCGUCAAGACGAACAAGGUAAGAUCACAUCUCUAGAGAAGGAUAUUGCCAAAGAAGAAGAGAUUAUCAAGCGGGCGACGAGGAGGAAGUUAGCACUCGAGACGGUUCGUUGUAAUGUGGAUUUGGACAGAUUUCUGUCUGCUCCCGACGAAGUACUAUGCGCAGCUCACGAAGCAGCCAUGAAAGGGCAAGAGUACUUGUCGUAG